Messenger RNA from Musa acuminata AAA Group (dessert banana), 710 nucleotides. RefSeq lists its product as uncharacterized. The transcript is spliced from 3 exons. Bases 64 to 621 code for a protein of 185 amino acids. Lineage: Eukaryota; Viridiplantae; Streptophyta; Magnoliopsida; Zingiberales; Musaceae. The record is from RefSeq and is a predicted model, not a curated record.
GAAGAGAAAGAGAGAGAGAGAGAGAGAGAGAGAGAGAGAGGACAGUAGCAGCCCACCAAAAGAAUGGAGAAGGAAGCAGGUUUGGUGGCACCAAAGAAGAAGAAGGUUUCGAUGAUCCCCGCGAAGAUGGUGCCGCCGCUGCCAUCGGCAACGCCGGAAGCAAGAAAGCCGGCCGUCGUCAGGAGCGUGACGCGAGACGAGAUCGAUAAGUACUGGAUGACGAGACGAAUGAUCGAAGAGGAUCACCUCCUCGCGGCCGAGAAGGCGGCUGCAAGGAUCAGAGCCAAGGCUCUCAAGGAGGAGGACUACCGGCGAUUCGAGGAAUCGCUGAAGGAGAUGUUGAACAGUGCUGAAGAGGACGAGGAUGGCAAGGAAGGAGACGACGAGGAGCUGCAGAUAGGCAUCAAGGACUGGUGGACCAAAAGCAAGUUCGCGUAUCUGAACCAGCCGGCCAUCGAAUCCAUGGGGGAGAACGCAACACCAAAGCGUCCGACUUCCACGUACAUUCCGCAACACAUCUGCUUCCUCGACGUCUCUGCUGCUGCCCAACUCUACAAUUCAUCAUCAUCAUUUGGAUUUGGGGGUUUUCUAAAUCAGCAAUGUCGGAUGUCUACGAGAUAGUCAGGUCUGCUACUAUAUGACUCUCUUAGGACAUCGUCAAUUUGUCUCGUAUUCUCUAUCUAAUAAACAUACGGCUAUGUUGUGUAUAA